Molecule: messenger RNA, 2325 nt
Organism: Aaosphaeria arxii CBS 175.79
Lineage: Eukaryota; Fungi; Ascomycota; Dothideomycetes; Pleosporales
Exons: 3
Coding region: 1-2325 (774 amino acids)
Biological process (GO): establishment or maintenance of cell polarity; ubiquitin-dependent protein catabolic process
Cellular component (GO): MUB1-RAD6-UBR2 ubiquitin ligase complex
Source: RefSeq, a predicted model, not a curated record
AUGAACUCAUGUACCCAAUACAUCGUAGAUACUCACCGGUACGAAGAGAAAAAAGAGGAUGGACUUCGGGCCAUUUCUCUCUCAACCACGCCCACUCCUCAUAACUACUCAACCCCCCCUUUGGCCGUAUCAGAAGUACUCUCCCUUCCAUCUCGAUCGAGUCCGGCUAUUAUCCGAUCCCUUCAAACCCCCAGUCACCGCUCUCGCCCUCUCGUCUCCUCCUCCCAUCCAUCCUCCUCUCCUCCUCCACCUUCCUCCACCACCACCUCAGUCAUCAUCAUCAACCUCGUCCUCCUCAUCCGCAGCAGUCACGCUUCAUUGAAUCCUUCCAACGCUCUUCUCACCACAUGCAACGCUAGAUCUGCAGUCACCCUCUCUCCUUCACUCACACUUCGAAUCGUAACACGACCCGACCUCCACGACAAAACUACCCGACGACGACCCAUUAUGCGUGAGGUCAACUUCAGCAUCCCAAAUGCCAACAAGGCCUCCGUCGGCAUCACCACCGCCCUCUAUGACCGCCGAGCUCUCGACUGCACAUCUACCCUCCCGCUUAUUAAUUCUCUCAACCACCUCGCAUACCUCACAACCUCCUCUGCCAGGAUACGUGACAUCCUCACCGUCGAUGGCGGCAUCGAACGACUGAUAUGCAUCCUCAAAGAGGGGAGGAGCAAGGACAUGAUGGACAUGUGGAAGUGGAACCUUGCCUUCCAAUGUCUCUUCAACAUCGGCGUACGGGGCUCUGAGAGUGUCAGGACGCGAGUCGUAGAGGCCGACAUGGUGCCCGUCAUUGCAACCAUUCUCGAUAAUUACAUCAAGGUCGUCGAUAAGUGCAGGGAGAAGGCAGAGAACGAGCUGCGAAGAAGUACCCGGCUUGGCGCUUCUAGCCGCCAUCACUCGUCACGAUCUGGCGAGAUCGCUUCCAGUUCAGGCCAUAGAACGGAACGAUCGCGAAGGAUGGUCCCUCCCCCUAUCGAGAUCCCGCAGACCUUCACCCCGACGUUCGGCCAGACGCCUUUGGAGUCACAGGCGGGUGACACCACCCCGACGCCUGCCUUCUCUCUCAGCUCCCCCCCGGAGCGAACAACCUUCGCCCGUGGCCGACCCUCUCAUCACCAUCAUCACCGUAGCCACGAGAACCGCACGCAACUGUUUGGAACAACGAGCAACAGCAACAACAACACCCCCAGGACCGUAGGACCGCCCCUUGCCUCCGCUUUGCCCACCAUAGAGACCACGCCCACCGACACAUUUCCACUUCGACCCGUUCGAGAUGCCGACCGUCUCCCUUCGAUGCUUCCUUCCUUGCAGGGAGAGAUUACAUCUCAGCCGCAAUCUCCAACGACACCAGGUGGCCCACACGUACGCCAGAACAGCCCGAGGGCAAGUGCCGGCCGCGGCCGACGCCGUCCCUCCAUCCGUCACCAGCAGUCUCUUUCGGGAGAGUCCGACAUCGACGCUCAACCUGAACCAGACAUUUCUGCCGAGGUGCCCGCAGUUGCAGGUACGGUCGUGAACGAACCGAUCGUGGGCAUCCAAAACGACAUCAACAUGGCUGACAUGGUCGAGAACACGGAGAUGUUGGACCCUGGAGCAACUCCCGUUGCACUGGCUGCACCGCCAUCAGAGGGGACUGACGAGAACCACGAGACUUUUAACAUCACACACCGCCCAGCUCUUGACGGAAGCUUGAUCAACCCUGCCGCCACCCAGACCAAUGCCCCCAUCGGUGGUUUCUCUCCCGUGCAACCCGCCAUCAACGUUGUGAACGCUAACCCUCCGCCGCCGUGGCAUCCUCGCUAUGCCCAGGACCGUAAUGCUACGGCUGGUGUUCUCGCUGCCAUGCCCCGCGAUGAAGACGUUCUCAUGUCCCUACAACUGCUCGCAUACGUUUCCAAAUAUUGUAACCUCAGGGCCUAUUUCCAGCAAUCUCACCUCGUCCCCAAGCUCAAGAUUGGUUCUGAUCUCCAACUGCUCGAUGGCGAAACGCCUAGCCCGGCCCCGAUGGCAGAAGAGGAGGAGCUGGAAGAAUACGAACUUCCCGACGACUUCAACAUCUUCCCCUUGGUCGAGAAAUUCACUGUCCGACAUCACACAUCGGACAUGCAGUACUGGGCUAGUGUCGUCAUGCGCAACCUCUGCCGCAAAGACGAUGCCCGCGGUGGCAUUCGACAGUGCGCCUACUACCAGUGCGGAAAAUGGGAAGAGUACACACGCCAAUUUGCCAAGUGUCGCCGCUGCCGACGCACCAAGUACUGCAGCAAGGAGUGCCAAAAGAGUGCAUGGGUCUACCACCGACACUGGUGCGUGGCCGCCGUUAAUUGA